Molecule: messenger RNA, 1161 nt
Organism: Alnus glutinosa
Lineage: Eukaryota; Viridiplantae; Streptophyta; Magnoliopsida; Fagales; Betulaceae
Product: glutathione S-transferase DHAR3, chloroplastic
Exons: 6
Coding region: 136-954 (272 amino acids)
Biological process (GO): protein glutathionylation; ascorbate glutathione cycle; cellular oxidant detoxification
Molecular function (GO): glutathione dehydrogenase (ascorbate) activity
Source: RefSeq, a predicted model, not a curated record
CAAAGACAAGGACCUCAUCAAUUCCUUGCUAAAAUCUCACUCUUUUUGGCACAACCAAGCAAAUUACGAACAAAGUCCCAAGUUUCUCAUUUGCGGAAGAAGAAAGUUUCAAGUUUCUCUCACGAACCAAAGCCAAUGUCGACCGUCAAAAUUCAACCCACAGCGUGUGCGCUCUCUUCGACCGUCAGGCACAUCGGCUUCUUCAAUCUCCGGCUGCCCCGAGACGGCGUCGUUUCUUCCAAGAGCUUCAACCAGUCGAGACGCUACGGGACCAGAAGAGCCCUCGCGGUGUCAAUGUCUUCUGCUUCGCAGUCGAACCCUCUUGAAGUCUGCGUCAAAGCUUCCAUCACUACCCCCAACAAGCUCGGCGACUGUCCCUUUUGCCAGAGGGUAUUGCUGACCUUGGAGGAGAAGCAUCUCCCAUAUGACUUGAAGUUGGUAGAUUUGGCCAACAAACCAGAAUGGUUCUUAAAAAUCAAUCCAGCCGGUAAAGUUCCUGCACUUAAACUUGAUGAGAAGUGGAUUCCAGAUUCUGAUGUUAUUUCACAAGCACUAGAAGAAAAGUACCCUGUUCCACCGUUGGGAACCCCACCUGAGAAGGCUUCAGUUGGAUCAAAGAUCUUCUCCACAUUUAUUGGUUUCCUCAAGAGCAAAAACCCCAGUGAUGGAACAGAGCAAGCAUUACUGAACGAGCUAAGAUCUUUAAACAAUUAUCUCAAAGAAAAUGGUCCUUUUAUCAAUGGAAAAGAGGUUUCUGCUGUGGACUUGUCACUUGGACCCAAGCUGCAUCAUCUAGAGAUUGCUUUGGGGCAUUACAAGAAUUGGUCAGUUCCAGAGUCUCUUCCCCAUGUAAAGUCUUACAUGAAGGCUAUUUUCUCAAGGGAUUCGUUUAUUAAAACACGUGCACAGCCAGAGGAUGUAAUUGCCGGUUGGCGUCCAAAAGUCGUGGGUUAAAUUUUCUUUAGCUUCUUCUGUAUAGGAGGGCUCUACAGGUCUACACUCGUAACCUUCUUUAUGUAUUAUAUACUUGAAUGCGAUUAAAACACUUCCUUUAUUAUUGACUGUCAGAUUCUAUUUUCCAUUUACGUUGCCCAAAUGUAGAGGGUACUGGAAUUUAGUGACAAUGGAUCAUGCAUAUGAAAGUUGAAAGUAUUGCAGGCC